Messenger RNA from Aureobasidium melanogenum CBS 110374, 315 nucleotides. RefSeq lists its product as uncharacterized. The annotation marks the transcript as partial. The transcript is spliced from 2 exons. The record is from RefSeq and is a predicted model, not a curated record. NCBI's taxonomy places the organism in Eukaryota, Fungi, Ascomycota, Dothideomycetes, Dothideales, Saccotheciaceae.
CUCGCCUCCCGUAUUGCACACCUCAAACUCCGGCUCGCACCCCUCGUGCCCCUACCUACCGGAGCUCCACACCCAGACUUCCCGCGCACACUCCUAGACUACCAUCUCUUGACCGAGGAACAACUCGACGGUAUCGCCUCUUACUACCAUCAAUCAACCCCCAGCAUCUAUACACACCAAUACCCAGCAUGCAUGAAUUGGGACAAAGAUAUGCUAGCCAAACGUCGAGCUAGUGUAGCCCAACACCUGCGUCGAGCAAGCCAAAGACGCAAGUUUGGGAAAUUUAUCGGCUUGUUGAAUUGUGAGACUCCGGUU